This is a messenger RNA of Linum trigynum, 249 nucleotides long. The record is from the annotation of a GenBank genome assembly. NCBI's taxonomy places the organism in Eukaryota, Viridiplantae, Streptophyta, Magnoliopsida, Malpighiales, Linaceae.
AUGACUAGCACUCAGGCUGCUAUCACGUCACUGGAGGCAAGUCAGCGGAACCAGGGUGCCAUUUUGCAGGAUCUGCAGACCCAGGUGGGCAUCUUGGCCCGCCAAAACACUACCAGGGCACUGGGGACUCUGCCUGCCACCACUGUUCCGAAUCCUCGAGAUCCUCACCAGCACCAGCAGCUGGAUGCCAUUUUUACUAGGAGCGGUAAGACCAUAUCUGUUGAUCCUGUCCCGGCCAGACAGGAGUAA